AUGUCUUCCAAUCUUACUGUUGGGCCAUCUGGUGGCUCGUAUACUCUACCCAGGUUCCAGCCAUUAACAUGGUCUCCGCAGUAUGCCGCUGCCGCCUUCACCCUCGUUGUCAGCUUGGUCUGGUUCUCGUGGAAAAAGUGGACAGGAAGCCGGCCGGGGCUGCUCCCCGGCAUCCACGUCGUGGGUGGCAGCAGCAGGCACGAGAUGGUGAAGAAUAGGGGCAGGUUCAUGCAUCAUUCCAAAGAUAUGCUUCUCGAGGGCUACCGACACUCAAGCGGGCAGGACUUCUACUACGUGCCCUCCCUCGAGGGUGAGCGCCUGGUCAUCCCCACGCGCUUCAUGGAGGAGCUCAAGUCGGCGCCCAUGCACAAGGUCGACUUCGUGGGCGUGGUCCGGGAGCUCAUGGAGGGAAGAUAUACCCUCGUGGGCGAUCGGUCCCGUCUGCAUCCCGACACUCUGAAGUCGCACCUCACCCCCCGUCUUGCUCUGGUGGUGCCGGCUGUCCAGGACGAGAUACGACAAGCCGUGAGCGACGUAUUCCCCCCCUGCGACGACUGGACCGAGGUCGCCAUCGUGCCUGCCAUGACCGAGCUUGUCACCCGAGCCACCAGUCGAAUGCUGGGCGGUCUGAGUCUCAGCCGGAACAAGGAGUGGAUUGACGCAGCUGUCGAAUUUGCCCAUCAUGCCUUCUAUGGCGCCCAGAAAAUCAAGGCGAUUCCGUGGCCGGUGCGACCACUUCUCGCCCCCUUGAUCCCCGAGAUCCGGACGCACAUUCCAAAUUGCGUCCGGGCGACCCGGCGGGCUGCCAUACCCAUCCUGGAGCAGCGUGAGAGGGACGGGGAGAAAACAAACGACUUCCUCAGCUUCCUCAAAGAAGCUGCCAAGGGGAAGCAGAGGGACAACAAAUACAUCGCAAAGAGUAUGCUCCUCACCGCCUUUGCCUCCGUCCACACCAGCUCCGCGGCCCCAUGCCAGCUCAUCUACGACCUCUGCAACAACCCCCAAUACUUCGACCUGCUUCGCGCAGAGUAUGCUGGGCUCAUUGACCAUGACGGCCAAAUCCCCAAGGGGGCGUUUGGUCGCAUGACCAAGAUGGACAGCUGCAUGAAGGAGAGCCAAAGGCUAUGGCCAGCGACUUUGCUGACCUUUGAGCGCAUCAUCCACGAGGACAGGACACUAUCCAACGGCCUGACCGUUCCUGCCGGCACCCAUAUUGGGGUCUCCAACUACGCGGUCGGGCGGGAUCCCAACAUUUUCCCCAAGCCGGAUGAGUUCGACGGCCUGCGAUUCGAGAAAAUGCGCAACGCAGACCCGAGCAUGGAAGGCAAGGCGCAGUUCGUCUCCUGCAACCAGACCAGCCUGACCUUUGGCUAUGGCCGUCACGCAUGUCCCGGCCGGUUCUUCCUAGCGGACGAGUUCAAGGCAAUCAUGGUGCGUCUGCUCGAGACUUUCGAUAUGAAGUUCGCCGAGGGACAAACAAGACCAGAGCCCGCUCAGUUCGAGUCGCAGUGGAUCAUCGACCCCUCGACCAAGAUUCUCUUCAAGCGGCGGAAACCCGUAAUCGCUCAAUGA
Anthostomella pinea is the source of this 1572-nucleotide messenger RNA. Lineage: Eukaryota; Fungi; Ascomycota; Sordariomycetes; Xylariales; Xylariaceae. The record is from the annotation of a GenBank genome assembly.